Lodderomyces elongisporus is the source of this 333-nucleotide messenger RNA. RefSeq lists its product as uncharacterized. The transcript has a single exon. NCBI's taxonomy places the organism in Eukaryota, Fungi, Ascomycota, Pichiomycetes, Serinales, Debaryomycetaceae. The record is from RefSeq and is a predicted model, not a curated record. Gene Ontology annotation, cellular component: membrane. The coding region runs from base 1 to 333 and encodes 110 amino acids.
AUGGAACAUCCAGCAUUCACUUUAUCAGGGCUUUGCGCCAUUGGAGGAAUUAUGGGCUAUGUCCGUAAAGGAUCACUCCCCUCCCUCAUUGCCGGUACUGCCGUCUCUGUCUUGUAUGGCUACUCUGGCUACUUGUUGAAGCAAAAUGCCAACUACGGAAUCGAAUUGGCUCUUGGUACAAGCUCCAUCUUGUUGGUUGCAGGUUUGGCAAGAGCCAUCCCCACAGGUUUCCAGAAACCAGUUCCCUUAAUCUUGCUCUUGCUUGGAAGUGUGUCAACUGGAUAUUACUUUAAAAAGUACAAUGAUUUCUACCCAAUCUUUAAAACAGAUUAA